CCGGGAUUUGAACGGAAAGCCCCCCGGCCCUCUCCGCCUCCCGCCUUCCUCUUGGCGCCCGCUCCCUCCGUGCCACGGACAGGCCGAGAAUGCCGCCCAGGCGGAGGAGGCAGCGCCGCUGCUGCUGGCCGCUGCUGGCUGCCCUGCUCGUGAGCUGCGUGGCCUGCCAGGCUCCGCCGGUGCCGGCCGCGGAGCCCCAGUGGGAUGGGAAAGACGUGUUUGUCCGGAGGAGCUACGUGCCUGAGCAGUGCCCGCGCGUCGUGCGCUCCGGCGACUUCGUGCGCUACCAUUACCACGGCACCUUCCCGGACGGCCGCAAGUUCGAUUCCAGCUAUGACAGGGGUUCCACAUUCAAUGUAUUUGUGGGGAAAGGCCAGCUGAUUGCAGGAAUGGACACCGCUCUGGUGGGCAUGUGUGUGAAUGAAAGACGAUUGGUGAAAAUUCCACCUCAUCUUGGCUAUGGGAGUGAAGGUGUUUCUGGUGUCAUUCCUGCAAACUCGGUGCUUCAUUUUGAUGUGCUUUUGAUUGACAUUUGGAACACCGAAGAUCAGAUUCAGAUUCAGACUUAUUAUAAGCCAGGAAAUUGCACCAGGACAAUUCAGGUGUCUGAUUUUGUACGGUAUCAUUACAACGGCACAUUUCUAGAUGGGACACUGUUUGACUCCAGUCACAAUAGGAUGCGAACAUAUGACACCUAUGUGGGAAUUGGCUGGCUAAUCCCUGGUAUGGACAAGGGUCUCCUAGGAAUGUGCGUAGGUGAAAAGCGCAUCAUCACAGUGCCGCCAUUCCUGGCGUAUGGAGAAGAUGGAGAUGGUAAAGAAAUUCCUGGUCAGGCUUCUCUGGUCUUUGAUGUGGCUCUCCUAGACCUUCACAAUCCCAAAGAUGGCAUCAGUGUUGAGAAGCAGUACGUGCCUGAACCCUGUGAGCGGACAAGCCAAGUAGGGGACUUCCUCAGAUAUCAUUACAAUGGGACCCUUCUGGAUGGCACGCUGUUUGAUUCCAGUUAUUCACGAAACCACACAUAUGACACCUACAUUGGGAAAAAUUAUAUAAUUGCUGGGAUGGAUGAAGGCUUGCUUGGUGUAUGCAUUGGAGAGAAACGGAGAAUAACAAUCCCACCUCACCUUGGAUAUGGCGAAGAGGGAACAGGGAAGAUUCCAGGAUCUGCAGUGUUGGUUUUUGACAUUCAUGUGAUAGACUUCCACAAUCCUUCAGACUCGGUUGCCAUUACAACCCAUUACAAACCGAGCAACUGCUCAAUACUGAGCAAAAAAGGCGAUUACUUGAAGUACCACUACAAUGCCUCACUCCUAGAUGGCACUGUGUUAGAAUCAACGUUUAACCUUGGCAAAACCUAUAAUACAGUACUAGGAUUUGGACAAGUUGUGUUGGGAAUGGAUAUGGGCCUGACAGAUAUGUGUGUAGGAGAGAGAAGAACUGUUAUCAUCCCGCCUCAUUUUGGUUACGGAGAAACUGGAGUUGAAGGAGAAGUGCCUGGUAGUGCUGUAUUGGUUUUUGACAUAGAAUUGCUAGACUUAGUGGCUGGCUUGCCAGAAGGCUAUAUGUUUAUAUGGCAUGAUGACGUCUCUCCUAACUUGUUUGAAGAAAUUGACAAGGACAACAAUGGAGAAGUUCUUCUGCAAGAGUUCUCUGACUAUAUCCAUGAGCAAGUUAAUUCUGGAAAAGGAAAGCUGGCUCCAGGCUUUGAUUCUGAAAAAAUUGUAAAAAAUAUGUUCAGCAAUCAGGACCGGAAUGGAGAUGGUAAGAUUACAGCUGAAGAAUUCAAAUUGAAAGACCAGGAGUCAAAGGGACAUGAUGAAUUGUAGUUUGAACAUUUAUUUUCUGAUUGUGAGCUGAACUGCUGUUAGAACGUGUGCAUCAUAGAAACGGGUUGAAAUGCACGCACACUUAAACUGAGGAUAGUGAAAACAAAAGCUCAUGUCUCUAUAUUUGUGAUGCAGGUUAAGGCGGUGAUGUGAUGGAAUUUUUUUUCUUAUGGCAUUUAUUGGCUAACAUGAAGAGCCUUGAAAUGUUUGAAAGUGGUUUUAUAAAGGCCUCACACAGCCUACUAUACUGACGCGCGCAAUCUCUGUACCCUAUUUCAGAGAUAUAGUCUAAAAUGUGAUGGAUUACCAAUACAAAAGUGUGAGAAUUUCCAUUCAGGACCCUCCUCUUUUCACAUAUUGCUGCUUCACUGUUACCAAGUAUAGACGAUAAACUAUUUAAAAAUGUUAGUUUUUGUGAGCUCCUGCUUGACAUUGACUCCUCCCUCACUCCAGAUGAAGCUAAGGUGAUAAAGACUAGCACUAUAGGUACCAGAGAUUCAUGCUUCCCUAAACCCUUUAAUGCCCACUGUCACAUUAUUAAAUGAUGCAGGAAAGAAUUGCCACACAACAGCAAAUUUUUCUUAUCCUGUGUUUAACCUGCAUAUUACAUAAACAAGAAAGAAAUGUAUUGGAAACAGACAAAGCUGUGCUUUUUUUUUUUUUUUUUUUUUUACAAAAAGUAGAGUGGUAGAUUGUUGUUUGUAAAGCAUGGAACUAUUUCCAUCUACUACUUGCGUAAGUAAUAAUCCUCAGAUAAAAUCAGUGUAAUAAGGACCUCUAAAGAGGAUCACAAGCUUCCAAUUGCAUCUAUUAAAAACACAUUGUAGAUGUGACUAAAUAUUUAAAAUGAGAGCAUAAAUUAUGUGAAAAAGCCACUCCCCAAAUCCUGAGGCAAUGAUCGCAGUCACAGUAGCACUGAAUAGCAAUAGAACGGAACAAAUUGAGAUACCACCUUUAAUUGUGUGAAUGGUGCUAAUUUUAAACUCAAGACAUGCUUAGUUUUUUUUUUACAGUAAGUAAAGUUUUGUAGAUUUUAAAACACACUUUGUAUUACUAACAAUGCCAUGAAGAUUUCUCAAAAGUGAUACAUGUUGGUAUUUUUUAAUUAAAUAAAAUAUUGACAAAUAAA
Molecule: messenger RNA, 2955 nt
Organism: Eublepharis macularius
Lineage: Eukaryota; Metazoa; Chordata; Lepidosauria; Squamata; Eublepharidae
Gene: FKBP9
Product: FKBP prolyl isomerase 9
Exons: 10
Coding region: 90-1826 (578 amino acids)
Molecular function (GO): peptidyl-prolyl cis-trans isomerase activity; calcium ion binding
Source: RefSeq, a predicted model, not a curated record